Penicillium alfredii is the source of this 1176-nucleotide messenger RNA. Its product is annotated as NAD(P)-dependent alcohol dehydrogenase. Gene Ontology annotation, biological process: D-sorbitol catabolic process. Gene Ontology annotation, molecular function: L-iditol 2-dehydrogenase (NAD+) activity; zinc ion binding. The coding region runs from base 1 to 1176 and encodes 391 amino acids. NCBI's taxonomy places the organism in Eukaryota, Fungi, Ascomycota, Eurotiomycetes, Eurotiales, Aspergillaceae. The transcript has 3 exons. The record is from RefSeq and is a predicted model, not a curated record.
AUGGCUCCCUCGAUGCUUGUGGAUCAGCUCAACGGCGAGCAGGUCGACGUGCCGACCAAGUCGCGAAGCAGCGAUCGCACUGUCAUCACAGCUUCGUCCCCCAAUCCCUCAUUACAAGUGACAGCCGACCACCAGCUGAAAUUGGUUGACACCCCCGUCUACGCGCCGAGACGCGGCGAGGUGCUCGUCCAUAUUAAGGCGACCGGGAUCUGUGGCUCGGACAUUCAUUUCUGGAAGACUGGUCGCAUUGGGUCGUUGGUCUUUGAGGGCGAUUGUAUUAUCGGCCACGAGGCCUCGGGGAUUGUCUUGCAGUGUGGCGAAGGCGUCAGCCACUUGAAGCCCGGCGACCGAGUGGCCAUUGAGCCCGGAGUUCCGUGUGAGCGGUGCUUCUUGUGCAACGAGGGACGGUACAAUCUCUGCGAAGAUGUCCAGUUUGCCGGGGUCUACCCCUACGAUGGAACCAUGCAGCGGUACAAGGUGCACCCGGCCAAGUGGCUGCACAAGCUCCCGGAAAAUGUCAGCUAUGCCGAGGGAGCCCUGCUUGAGCCUCUGUCGGUGGUGAUGCAUGGCAUCAAAACGGCCGGACUUAGUCUAGGUCGCGGAGUGGUAGUGUGUGGUGCUGGUCCUAUUGGUUUGAUCGCACUGGCCGCUGCACGCGCCUCGGGUGCCCAUCCCAUUGUGAUUACCGACCUAGAGCCAGCGCGCCUGGCCUUUGCAAAGGAGCUGGUACCCUCAUGCAUCCCGUACGAGGUGGACAGCACCAAAGAUGCACAGGCCAAUGCCCAAGCCAUCCGGGCCUUGUUUGGAUCCAGUGAGUAUGUGGCGCCAGAGACCGUGCUCGAGUGCACCGGCGUGGAAACCAGCGUGUGCACGGCGGCAUAUACAGCCCGACGAGGUGGCACGGUGAUGGUAAUUGGGGUGGGCAAGGCCAUCAUGCACAACUUACCCUUUAUGCAUAUUUCUCUCGCUGAGAUCGAUCUACGAUUUAUCAAUCGCUACCGAGACACUUGGCCACCUGCUAUUGCUUGCUUGAGUGGCGGCAUUUUGGACCUGAAGAAGCUGAUCUCGCAUGUCUUUCCUCUUGAAAAGGCACAAGAUGCCUUGCACCUCUGCGCGGAUCCGAGGAACGGAGGGAUCAAGGUGCUAGUAGUGGAUGAGCAAGAGACAUCGUUGUAG